AGGCGGCACGAGCAACUCUAUCCAUAACCACAAUGUCGCUGGCGAGAGCGAGCCUGCUUUUGCGCCAAAAGCACACAGUCGGGAGUGUUUCGCUCAUUCAGCGGAGAUUCGCAUCGCACGAUAGUCAUGCUCAUGAUGAGCACCAUAAUGACACCCAUUAUUCACGCGAAGCUGGGUUCUCCACACCUUUCUGGCGCAACACAGUCCUGCUUUCUCUGCUGGCAGUCGGAUUUUACAAAUGGGCACCGUCGCCAAACCAAGACGUAUAUCUGACUCGGUGGCUUGCUCAGUACAUGACGCCGAGUGAAAUCUGGGCAGCUAUCAAUGAGAAACACUUGUUGCUGUCACAACAAACUUCCGACAAUACUAUUUUGCAGGCCGAUGCAAAGAGGCCAAACGUGCACCGCUAUAGAUAUCCUCAGUGAGCGACUUUGAUUGGACAUGCGCCAUAGUAUACGACUGACGUUGUGCCGGAUCACAAUCAAAUAGAAUUCUAGAUACAGGCUCUCCUCACCUACAGCCAGUCGGGACGCGUUGCCGACAUGAGUUCAACUACUGCUAGAUCUGGAUGAGGAGUAGUAGAAGUGGGCACUGCUGUGCUCGGGUUUAGUUGAUCCUCUCGAUUGCUAUGUAAAAUUUUCUUGAUACACUUCUUCCGGUUCGGAGAUGGGUGCACAGACUCGGAAAUGAGCUGCAAGUUUCUAAUUUAACGGUCUGUGUGAGGACUUCGUGAGGCAGUCAAGGCAAUUAUAAAGUCCAGUCAAAAGUGUGGUGCACCGCCUAGGUCCAUGACCUGGUCCACGUGGAC
Suillus subaureus is the source of this 808-nucleotide messenger RNA. RefSeq lists its product as uncharacterized. NCBI's taxonomy places the organism in Eukaryota, Fungi, Basidiomycota, Agaricomycetes, Boletales, Suillaceae. Gene Ontology annotation, cellular component: mitochondrion. The transcript has 2 exons. The record is from RefSeq and is a predicted model, not a curated record. The coding region runs from base 33 to 425 and encodes 130 amino acids.